Molecule: messenger RNA, 1545 nt
Organism: Sinocyclocheilus anshuiensis
Lineage: Eukaryota; Metazoa; Chordata; Actinopteri; Cypriniformes; Cyprinidae
Product: elongation of very long chain fatty acids protein 7-like
Exons: 8
Coding region: 122-970 (282 amino acids)
Biological process (GO): very long-chain fatty acid biosynthetic process; fatty acid elongation, saturated fatty acid; sphingolipid biosynthetic process
Cellular component (GO): endoplasmic reticulum; endoplasmic reticulum membrane
Molecular function (GO): fatty acid elongase activity
Source: RefSeq, a predicted model, not a curated record
UAUAAGUGCUGCAGGUUUAAAUGAAUCAUGCAAUUGAUACCAGCAGCCGAGCGAACGAGGGAGAGCGUGGAGGGAGCACAACUUCUGGUGUUAAGAAGGGAAACCUAAAGACUCCUUGGAUAUGGCUUUCAACAACACCCUGACCUCAAGAGCUGUUCUGCUCUAUGAUGAGUGGCUUAAGGAAGCAGAUCCACGGACUGAGAACUGGCUGCUUAUGGCCUCUCCGUUCCCUCAAACGAUCAUCAUCGCUGCUUACAUCUACUUCGUGAUGUCACUGGGGCCUCGGCUGAUGGAAAACCGCAAGCCCUUCGACCUCAAGCGUCCAAUGAUCAUCUAUAACUUCAGCAUUGUGGCGUUCUCCAUCUACUUGGUUUACGAGUUUCUCAUGUCUGGCUGGGCGAACGGCUACACCUAUGGGUGUGACCUCGUGGAUUAUUCCAGUUCUCCUCAGGCUCUCAGGAUGGCAUGGACCUGCUGGCUGUACUAUUUCUCCAAGUUCAUUGAGAUGCUUGACACUAUUUUCUUUGUCCUGAGGAAAAAGAACAGUCAGGUUACGUUCCUUCACGUCUUCCAUCACGCCAUCAUGCCCUUCACCUGGUGGUUUGGGGUCAGAUUCUCCGCAGGUGGUCUGGGAACCUUCCAUGCCCUGCUGAACUGCAUCGUCCAUGUCAUAAUGUACACCUACUAUGCUCUCUCCGCCCUGGGACCCGCUUAUCAGAAGUACCUGUGGUGGAAAAAGUAUAUGACCACCAUCCAGCUGGUUCAGUUUGUGCUGAUCACCGCUCACAUUGGCCAGUUCUUCAUGAAGGACUGUCCUUACCAGUUUCCUGUGUUCCUCUACGUCAUCGGUUCAUAUGGGCUGAUCUUCCUGUUCCUGUUCCUCAACUUCUACUAUCACGCCUACACCAAGGGCAAGAGGCUUCCCAAGGUGUUCCAGAACGGAAACUACCUUCUCAAGAAAUCCGAGUGAUCUUUCCUUUGGCCACCCAAACGUGACGCUCUAACCUAUUAAGUGGGAAUAUUCCUUUUUAUUUCAUCCGUUCAAGUUCCACUUCCCUGUUUUAUGUUAAAACUAAUGUGGAAUCCACCUUAUCACUGGAUUUAAGACGUCUGAAAAUUGCACACCGGUGUUUCACUAGAGAUGCUGUCCUCAUUUGUUGUCUUCACUUAAGGCUUUGAAAUGAGUAUGGGGUGGGAAGUACAGUGUUUUUGUUCUAAUAUGCUCUAAUUUACCUGUAAAUAUUGAAUUUUUCAGCUUCGGAAUAUGAUUGAACUGCUGGCCAAAUCUGAAAAGAGGUUAUGAGAGCACAGGGGAUUGAAGUUUGUUUCUAAAAGGGUUUUUGAAGGUUGUGUUUUAGUUGUAACUGAAUGAGCCCGAGGCCCUUUGACCCCGGAGGAACGCUUGACUGAUCUACCUGGUUGUGCUUGAACCUGAAAGUUUACCGCAUGCCGCAGAAGUGACAUCAUCUGAAGUUUUGACAGAUUUAUGCUGUGUGACUAUUUAUUCGUUAUUUAAUGUUGCUGUUUUCUUAAUGUGAUCUUUUU